Molecule: messenger RNA, 777 nt
Organism: Cyclospora cayetanensis
Lineage: Eukaryota; Apicomplexa; Conoidasida; Eucoccidiorida; Eimeriidae
Exons: 4
Coding region: 1-777 (258 amino acids)
Source: RefSeq, a predicted model, not a curated record
AUGUCGGAAAUAGAGACCCCAUUCGAUGAACCCCCAGUAGAGGAGGAAGAAUAUGCUGAAGAGGAAGAGCAAGAAGAAGAGCAAGAGGACGAUGCUCCAGAGGAAGCUCUUGGAGCCGCCCCGGCUGGGGGUUCUUUGGCUAUGGCGCUGGGGGAAGCACCGGACCUUGGGGAGGUUGCAGAGAUAGUUGUGCUCGCCACAAGUCUGGGCUCUAUCAAGCGUCAGUUUUUUAGCAGCAAAAGGGUGCAGCAUUUUUUGGACUGCAAGGGCGUUGUGUACUUCCUUAUCGAUACCAAUAGGGACCUGUCAGUAGCCAUGAACCUAAAGGAUACAGAGUUGUACAAGGAGUGGAAGUCCCAAGGCAUUCUUCGCACCAUAGAAAACCCAAACAGCGAAACAGGAGAGCCGGAAGUGGCGCUUCCUCAAGUGUUGGUAGACGGGGUCGUGCUGGGGGGAGAGAACGAUUUACAGGAGUUGGAGGAGGACGGGGAUCUUGACUGGAUCUUUGCCAGGGCCGCAUGUCCCUGCUGCCUUCACGAGAAACCACCGGAAGCAUCGAGCUGUGCGAGCUGUGGGGCAAUGUUCACAUCCCUCAUUCCCGCCGAGGUUCAGGCGUCUGGAGGAGUACAACAGAUGCUUCAGGGCUACACCUACAACUCAGUAGAAGAUGGUGCAGGGGAGAGGCUCAAAGAAAGAUGGGCCUCUGGUCUCCAGCAAGCAGACUUUGAGUGGGACGAGGGGAAGAGACAGGACACUGAAGGGGAGGCAGAAGAGUGA